Molecule: messenger RNA, 1972 nt
Organism: Mustela lutreola (European mink)
Lineage: Eukaryota; Metazoa; Chordata; Mammalia; Carnivora; Mustelidae
Gene: OTULINL
Product: OTU deubiquitinase with linear linkage specificity like
Exons: 8
Coding region: 123-1193 (356 amino acids)
Biological process (GO): protein linear deubiquitination
Cellular component (GO): cytoplasm
Molecular function (GO): cysteine-type deubiquitinase activity
Source: RefSeq, a predicted model, not a curated record
CCCACCCCGCACCUAGAGAGCCUGCCAGCCGCGGGGAAGCGAUCCCCGGCGCCGGCGGGCGGCCGCGGCGUCCGACUGACCGACGGGGGAGGCUCCGCGCCCGUCCGGAGCGCGCGGCCGGCAUGGCGACGCGGAGAAGCGCCUCGGGGGCGCGGGCGCGGGAGGGUCCUCGUGCCCCCGCCGCAGGAAGUGACCAGGUUCACUCCUGGAUGCUAGCCACCAGCCAGGCUUUGGGUACCGUGUGGAGACUAGCAAAGGGGUCGGUGAUGUUGGCAGCGGCUUGUAUGGUGGCCGCCCUUUGCUACUGCCGGAGGAUGCACUGUGAUUUAGGGCACUGGCUGAAAUGGUGGAUUGGCUAUCUGCAGAGAAAAUUCAAAAGGAACCUCAGCGUCGAGGCUGAGGUUGAUCUGCUCAGUUACUGCGCAAGAGAGUGGAAAGGAGAGACGCCACGUGCCAAGCUGAUGAGGAAGGCUUACGAGGAGCUGUUUUGGCGGCAUCACAUCAAAUGUGUCCGACGAGUGAGGAGAGAUAACUAUGAUGGACUGAGGUCAGUGCUGUUCCAGGUCUUCAGCCAGGGCCUCUCCUUUCCGUCCUGGAUGAAAGAGAAAGACAUCGUGAAGCUUCCUGAAAAACUGCUCUUUUCACAAGGUUGUAAUUGGAUCCAGCAAUACAGUUUUGGUCCUGAGAAGUAUACAGGUUCCAAUGUGUUUGGAAAAUUACGUAAAUGUGUGGAAUUAUUGAAAAUACAGUGGGCUGAAUUUAGUGGAAUUAAAGAUUACCACAAGAGAGGAAGUAUGUGCAACAUCCUUUUUUCUGAUGUUCUUCUGGAAUAUAAACUAUAUGAAGCUUUAAAGUUUAUCAUGCUCUAUCAAGUCACUGAGGUUUAUGAGCAAAUGAAGACUAACAAGGUCAUUCCCAGUCUUUUUCGACUCCUGUUUGCCCGGGAAACAUCAUCUGACCCUUUAAGCUUCAUGAUGAACCACCUGAAUCCUGUGGGCGACACGUGUGGACUGGAGCAGAUCGAUAUGUUUAUUCUUGGACACUCCCUUGAAAUAAAAAUCAAAGUGUUCAGACUGUUCAAGUUUAACUGCAGAGACUUCGAGGUCUGCUACCCAGACGUGCCACCCAGGGAGUGGCCAGAGAUCUCCCUGCUGACGGAGAAUGACCGCCACUACCACGUUCCCGUCUUUUAAGUCUGGUGUGGACUGGGCACCAGCUCUCGCCAGUGACAACAGGCACACUUUCAAGGAAAGUCCAGUGGGAAAACCAAAGGUAGCGUUGCAGUCCCCGAAAGGCUGAGGACCUUCUUCUCUGGAGUGGCAGGUGCGCUGGACACAGGGCUGCGUGGAUGGCAUUCCUUUGUUUUCCAGCAAUUUCCUCCAGACCAGCCUCACUAAUAUUUGUGGGUUGGUGGUUUGACCUUGCUCAUAUGGGCUCUGGUCAUUUCACAUGUGGCAGGCUUUUCAGGGCACAAGGACUGCAAAUUGGGCAGUGCAACAGGAAAAAAUUGAGAAGAAAAGGGAAAUAGGACUAACAGGAAAGACCUUGUUUCUAACCUUGAUGUUCUCGUUAGGAACCUUGUCUUUGACUGAUUUUGGAUCUUCAUAAGUGUGGCCUCAUUUUAGAAGCAUUACCUUCCCCGGAAUCUUUAUGGUAUAUUGAUUUUUCUAGAACCACUUGAUUAACUGUAAAGUCAUGUGUGUUUUUGUGUGUGUGUGUGUGUACAUACAUAUACACAUGUGUAUACAUUGUAUAGUUUUGUAUAUACAUAUAUGAACACAUACACAAAUAAUCACUACUUUGUAAUGUUGUACAAUUUGUUUUAUAUCGCUUUACAUUUUUUUGGUUACCUUUGCAUCUGGCCAGUCCAAUCUGUUUUAUAUGGGUAAAAAAGAUUAAUUCUGUAGGUUAAGGCAACUGAAUGACAAUUACUGAACCAUUACAAAACAUUAAACUGUGGUGUAUUUAUUUA